Molecule: messenger RNA, 3302 nt
Organism: Archocentrus centrarchus (flier cichlid)
Lineage: Eukaryota; Metazoa; Chordata; Actinopteri; Cichliformes; Cichlidae
Product: RNA polymerase II elongation factor ELL
Exons: 13
Coding region: 1-1833 (610 amino acids)
Biological process (GO): snRNA transcription by RNA polymerase II; transcription elongation by RNA polymerase II; positive regulation of transcription elongation by RNA polymerase II
Cellular component (GO): transcription elongation factor complex
Molecular function (GO): cis-regulatory region sequence-specific DNA binding
Source: RefSeq, a predicted model, not a curated record
AUGAGCAAUUAUUGGGACUUCGAAGCGAAAAAAUGGCAGCGCUUGAGACAGGAGCAUCGGUAUGGGCUCUCCUGCGCUAAAAUCAACAAAAACACCCCGAAUCAAACUCUGUUUCACGUCAAGCUCACUGACACUGCCAUUCGGACCCUCGAAGCCUACCAGAACUUGAAGGCAUCACUAUCAAAUCAGCCAGCGAUUUGCUUCAAGGGGAGCCAAGGGUACAUAAAGAUCCCAGCACCAACCCCUGAGUCUCCCGAUGGAUUCAGAGUCUUCUCGUUUUACCUAUCCAGUGACAGCAAAGACAAGCCUCAGUCCAGCUUUGACUGCAUUCAUCAGUAUGUCUCAGGGGAGGGCAGGGAUCACCUGGAGGGCCAGGGGAGCAUUCAGGACAAGAUCACAGUCUGUGCCACAGACGACUCUUAUCAGACGACCCGGGAGCGCAUGUCUCAGGUGGAGAAGGACAUCUGGAGCCGCUCAGCAAUUGAGAUCAAGCCAGGACCAAGCAAGUGUGUGAAGGUCCAGAGAAAGCAAGGUCUCGUGUCAAGCUCAGAUAUCAACAACAAGCACUCCCCCAACAACAAGAGGAGCCUGGUUCCCAGCCCUGUGGCACACCGGCCCUUGAGGGAUCGCAUCAUUCAUCUGCUGGCCUUAAAGCCCUACAGGAAACCUGAGCUGCUGCUGUGGCUGGAUAGGGAGCGGGCAACUCCUAAGGACAAGGUUGACCUGACCUCAGUGCUGGAAGAGGUUGCUAAACUGAGCCCUAAGGACCACAGCUACUCUCUAAAGGAUGAGCUCUACAGACACGUCCAGAGAGACUGGCCUGGAUAUCUAGAAGAGGAGAAGCAGCUCAUCCACAGACUCCUAAUCAGGAAACUUCAGCCACUCCACAGUAGCCAGCUGAAGAGUCCCCAGUCCAGUCAUUCAUUCCACAAAACUCCUGGGGAUUCUCCUUCACAGCACAGUCCUGCCAAAAAUCUCUCUGUGAAACGCCCAUUAGCUUUGGACCCAUCUAACAUCCAAACCCCCAAAAGACAAAGGCUAUCAGACAAGUGUCAGCCUCUGCAGUCACCCUCCCAUGCUGACUUUGGCACCAACGGGGCUCGAAGCUCCUCUAGUCAUGGAAACUCCAGUGGACACAUUAAAACGGAGUUUGACAAAACCAACAAUCAUCUUCAGGGGAGCCCAAAUGGUCUGUACUCGCCGCACAAACUCAGCAGGUCAUCCACUCUUCCCAAAGCAGAGAGGACAGAAGCAGCUCCUACUGCACCCAGCCCCAAGCCUCCACACAGUGAAACCUCCAUGUGCAAUGACCAGCAGUUCACCAAUGGCCAACAUAAAAAGAAAAGGUCCAAGAAACACAAAGACAAAGAAAGAGAACGCUUGAAAGCAGACUGGAUAGAGACUAGUCCAGACCUGAAGCAGAAUCAAGAAAAUCUCAAAGACCAUGAGGGCCAGAAAACACCUGUUAAUUGUGCCACAGCAGAGGAACUGCCUGACUAUUUAAAAAAAUACAGCACCAUAACUGCGCUGGAGCAGCGUCAGCAGUAUAAUCAGGACUUCUGUGCCGAGUAUGAUGAAUACAGAGCUCUUCAUGACCGGAUUGGGGCUAUCACAGAGAUGUUUGUUCAGUUGGGCUCAAAGAUCAACACUCUCUCUCCAGGAACACAAGAGUACAAGGUUAUGGAGGAACAAAUACUACAGAAGUAUCGCAAGUACAAGAAAAAGUUUCCUGGGUAUCGGGAAGAGAAGAAGCGAUGUGAGUACCUCCAUAAAAAACUGUCGCAUAUCAAAGGCCUGAUCACAGAAUAUGACAGAGCACAGGGACUCUCAUAGUGACGGGCCUCAACCCUCAGCAGGGUGAAAUAUGACUGGACCAAAAGACUCAUAAUGGACCCAAAGGCUGCCCAGCUGGGUCCCAAAGCCGCUGAGACACUAUUCACUUUACUCCUUGAUGUUGAGGAGCGAGGUUCGUUUUUUCAAAAGUGGGCCGAGACCACAGACUCGUGAUCCGAUGUUACCCUUUGACACCAUUUGGUUUUUCAGCUCUGAUUACCACUGCAAUGGCUGGAUUCUUUUCUGCUGUGAAAGCCAACGGGUGUGAUCAUUCCUGCCUAAUAAUUCUCGUCUAAACUUUAAAAAAAAAAGUGUUGAUUUUUAAGUAUUAAAGUGAUGGUACAAUCAAUCUUAGGGUGAAACAAAUGCUACUAAAGUCUUUUUAUUUAAAAAUAGAGAAAUUUAUUUGCUUUUUGCUGAUAGAAAGACAAAUGAUGGUUGAUCAGUGAAUGAUCAGAUCCCAUAUUGACCGCAAUAUGACCAUGCCAUGAACAGUGUGCAUCUCUCUUCAGACUAGAUCAAAAUUGACAAAUUAUAUUUCAUCUCAGCGAGACAUCAACAUGAGACACCUGCAGGAUUGAGACCCUAAAACGUUGAUAUCUCUUUAAAACCUGCUUCUUUAGGCUUUUCUUAAUGCAUUUUGUCCUGUAGCUUUCUGCUAACGUCCUGUUUCAUUUCUAAGAAAUGUUGAAAUGCCACAAAACGACCCCUCGCAGUGCUAUAACGCUGGUUUUCGAGAUAGUGCUUGUGCAGUUUGUGUCACUUUCACCCACAUGUAGCCUACAGUACCAAGAACUGCCUUUUUAGUAUGUAAUGACACAAAACAAAAUAUCAAUUCAGAAAUUUCCCCAAUUUAUUUCGUGACAAGCUUACUGAUAUACACGAUCAUGCUGUGUUUACACUGUAGACGAACAAUUAAGUUGCUUAUGAAAUAUUGUUUUUUUUGCUUUCCAGGCAUUUUUAAAAGCUUAUUUACCUUGGUAAUUAAUUUAGUCAAUGCAUUUUUAUUUACUAUGAUUUUUCUUUGGUUGAAGUUUUGGUGAUUUUUAAAUUUUUUUUUUAAUUUGGGCUUUGGGCGAGAAAGAAUAAUUCACAUUUUGAUGUUAUUCUGCUGAAUGUGACAGAAAUGCCUUUAAAAAAAAAACUGACCCUGUAAUUGUUAACCCCACAGGGAUAAGUGUGGGUUGCUCACUUAAGUUUAAACCACUCUGGUUCGGUUGGGUGUAGGGAGCAGACUGACCUCUAGGGGCUGCUGGCGAGGCUUUUAGACUUUCAUUGAACCGCUAAUAUUUGCCUAAUAUUUGCCUUGAUGUGCACACUAUGUCUGACAUUUCCAUGAUUCUGGCACCUCAGUUCUGAAAUUCUCUUCGCUUGACCAGCUCAGAUUGUUCCUGUAAAUGUCUUUUAGUUUGAAGGAUAGUUCAGUUACUGGAUAGAUGUGCAGCAGUUGUAUUAUCUGUUGGUUUUUU